This is a messenger RNA of Oppiella nova, 1611 nucleotides long. Lineage: Eukaryota; Metazoa; Arthropoda; Arachnida; Sarcoptiformes; Oppiidae. The record is from the annotation of a GenBank genome assembly.
AUGUCAUUUGAUAGACAUCAAAAUGAAGACUCAAGUGAAUCAAGAGAUUUGGUUGGUUUGGAUUCACAAGUGAUUAAAGAAUUUGUUUGCAUUCCGGGACCCAAACCAUCGCUUCCAUGGAUAGGAACCGGAUGGCAGUACUUCAAGUACAUCGGUAGAUACAACUUAUCCAAACUACAUGAGGCUAACCAACACAAGUAUGACACCUAUGGACCUAUUGUUAAGGAGGAAUAUGAAUGGGGAAAACCAAUUAUACAUAUAUUUGAUCCCAAAGACUUUGAGACAGUAUUUAGGAGUCAAGGCAAGUGUCCCAUGAGACCGGCCAAUGAGUUUGUAUCCCAUUAUAGACUCCAGAAUAAGCAUAAAUACCCGAACGUUGGUCUCUCUAAUAUGAUGGGCGAGCAGUGGUACCAACACAGACAGCUCUUGGCACCAGCACUCAUGAGUCUGAAAGUUAUACAAAAUCAUAUCCCAUCACAAAAUCAAAUUUGUGAUGACUUUCUUGACUACUUGUGGCAAAUAAGAGAUCCCAGUAAUGAUGUAUUGAAUGACUUAUCGGAUGCUACCUAUAGAUUGGCCUUAGAAUCCAUUUGUAUGAUGUGUUUGGACUCAAGAUUGCAUUGCUUUUUAAAAGACAACACAACGACAAGCGAUGGACAGCUGCUGAUAUCGGCCACAAAGCUGUUGUUUGAGAGUUACAAUGAGUUGUAUUACGGAAUACCCUUUUGGAAACUAUUUGCCACCAAUUCUUAUCGUAAACUAGAUUCGGCUGAAACCUGUAUCUAUGAAAUCGCCUCCAAAUACAUACAAAUGGGCUUUAAUGGCAGUACUCGUGACCAAACAAAUGCUAACCAAAGUGUUUUGCAAACUCUACUCAACACUGAAGGCUUGACUGAGAGUGAUAUUAAAAUAACAAUCAUUGAUUUCAUUGCCGGAGGAAUAUUCACCGUUUCCAACACUCUUUGCUUUCUAUUCUAUCACUUGGCGUCCAAUCCUGAAGUUCAACACAAACUGUUCCAAGAGGUGAGUCAAGUGAUGGGCGACAGCCAUCUGCUCACUGCUGACAUGUUGGCCGACAUGCCAUACCUCAAGGCAUGUGUGAAGGAAUGCUUUAGACUCACGAAUACUGUUCCCGGAAUCACCAGAAUUUUGCCCCAACCCACUGUCCUCUCUGGUUAUCACGUCCCACAAAAUAGAUGGUUAGACGAAAGCAAGAAGGAGUUCCACGCCUUUGCUUUAUUACCGUUUGGUUACGGGAACCGUAUGUGCGCUGGAAAACGCUUCUCAGAGCUCGAGUUGUAUUUGUCGACCGCUAAACUCAUCCAAAAGUAUGAGAUAACUGCCAUUCAGUCCAAACUGGACUUAAAAUUCUCCGCGCUGUUGGAGUUGCGACAACUUGAGGCCGGGGAGCGCUAUGCCCGCACGCACGGCCCCUUCGGAUGCACUCCUCGGCCCUCAUCGGAAGUGUCGCGAACCAGUCUCUUGGGACGCCCUCUCAAAGCCGGGUACAGACACCGCGACCCCAGGUAUCGCAAGUUGCAGAACGUGUUGUACAACUUCUUGGAGAGACCCCGGGGCUGUCGCGCCGCCUCUUAUCACCUUUUAAUGUAA